Messenger RNA from Strongylus vulgaris, 828 nucleotides. The record is from the annotation of a GenBank genome assembly. NCBI's taxonomy places the organism in Eukaryota, Metazoa, Nematoda, Chromadorea, Rhabditida, Strongylidae.
AUGUAUUUUCAGCAGGAGUGGUAUGAUCAUCGACUAUCGCAUAACAACAGUUCACCAAUUUUGGUGAAAGAUAAAAAAGUGUUUGGAGAGAUGUGGCAUCCAGAUGUAUACUUUGCCAAUGCGAAAUCAGCUUCUUUUCAGGAAAUAACAGAUGACAAUUUUCUUGUAUGGGUCUAUCCAAAUGGACGGGUAUGGUAUGAUGCCAGAAUUUCAAUUGUUGUUUCAUGUAACAUGGAUUUAUGGAAAUAUCCGCUUGAUUCACAGCAUUGUCCUCUUAGGAUGCAUACCCUGAAUCAGUUCUGCGGCUGGUUUGGUCAGUGGCAGAAGAUGGAUCUCCUGCUAUUGAUCGAAAUCGAGAAAUUACCAUGCCUGACAUGCAACUCAAGGACAUCCGCACAGCUUACUGUAAUGGAACAUAUGCCACCGGCGAGUGUGUGGAGUUGCAUGAUGGCAGUAUUCUAUGUGGAAAGAGAAAUGAUGCAUCAUGUGAUGCAAACUUAUCUGCCCACAGCAUUAAUUGUCGUCAUAUCAUGGUUCAGUUUUUGGCUCGAUGUUGACUCAGCUCCAGCCCGAGUGACGUUAAGCAUUACAACGUUGCUAACCAUCUCCACGCAAGCGAAUGCAGUAAAACUCGCUUUGCCAGAAGUAUCCUACAUGAAGGCUAUCGAUGUGUGGAUGGGUUCUUGUAUGACGGCAUUAUUUAAACAUUUGAUCCCUCCUCAUGCAAAGAAAGUAUGUCGGGAUAUCCUAAAUGCUCAAUUUCGAUUCUCACUGUAUUGUAAGAUCAUUCGCGUGCGUAGUCAUUACUGUAGUAGCCCUUACUGCUAA